GGGUGCACGCCGCCGCGAGCGGGCCCCGGGCCGCACUUGAGGAAGUGCAACUUUCUCCUCGGCCCAGGGUCCCAGCGCCCGGCUCCGCUUGGCCGCGGGACGACCUCGCCGUGCGGGCGGCCGCCCCAGCCCGGGCGCUGGGCGAUGGGCGGUUCCCCGGCAGGUCCGGGCGCGGGCGGCCAAGUUCUCGGGAAGGGAGGGCCGCCUCGCAAACUUUGCCGAGCUGUCACCGCCCGCUGGCCGCAGCCGGCCGGCCGCCCGCGCCGCGCCCGCUCCCCCGGCGGAGGGCGGACGCAGGAGCCCUUCCACGCCGUCGCUUCCCCCGGGUCGCCGCCGUCUGCCCUGGAUCGCGGCUCCCUGCGCAGGAAACAUGCCCUGAACUGUCACAGAAUGAAACCCGCGCUCUUCAGCGUCCUGUGUGAGAUCAAAGAGAAAACAGGUCUCAGCAUCAGAGGAGCCCAGGAGGAGGACCCUCCCGAUCCCCAGCUAAUGAGACUGGACAAUAUGCUUUUGGCAGAAGGGGUUUCAGGUCCUGAGAAAGGUGGGGGAUCGGCGGCAGCAGCUGCAGCCGCGGCAGCCUCUGGAGGUUCUUCAGAUAACUCUAUUGAACACUCAGAUUACAGAGCCAAAUUGACCCAGAUCAGACAAAUCUAUCACACAGAACUGGAGAAAUAUGAACAGGCAUGUAAUGAAUUCACUACACACGUGAUGAACCUUCUCCGAGAGCAGAGUAGAACACGUCCCAUUUCCCCAAAAGAGAUUGAAAGAAUGGUGGGCAUCAUCCAUCGAAAAUUUAGUUCCAUUCAGAUGCAGCUCAAACAAAGCACUUGUGAAGCAGUUAUGAUUUUAAGAUCAAGGUUCCUUGAUGCCAGACGAAAAAGGCGUAACUUCAGUAAACAGGCCACAGAAAUCUUGAAUGAAUACUUUUACUCACACCUCAGCAACCCCUACCCCAGUGAAGAAGCCAAAGAGGAGCUGGCCAAGAAAUGCAGCAUCACAGUGUCACAGGUAUCCAACUGGUUUGGCAACAAACGAAUCAGGUACAAGAAGAAUAUCGGCAAGUUUCAGGAAGAAGCCAAUCUCUACGCUGCAAAGACAGCCGUGACAGCUGCACACGCAGUGGCCGCAGCCGUGCAGAACAACCAGACCAACUCGCCCACCACGCCAAAUUCUGGUUCUUCUGGUUCUUUUAACCUCCCAAAUUCUGGGGACAUGUUCAUGAACAUGCAGAGUCUGAAUGGGGAUUCUUACCAAGGGUCCCAAGUCGGAGCCAAUGUGCAAUCACAGGUGGAUACCCUCCGUCAUGUUAUCAAUCAGACGGGAGGCUACAGUGAUGGCCUUGGAGGAAACUCACUGUACAGUCCACAUAAUUUAAACGCUAAUGGAGGCUGGCAGGACGCAACAACUCCAUCUUCUGUGACUUCUCCUACAGAAGGCCCAGGAAGUGUGCACUCUGAUACCUCUAACUAAUCUCUGGUAACACUCUUCCCUGAGCUGACACGCCUUGAUAAGUGCGUUCAGAGCAACAGGAGGAAAAGGAAAGCGUUUUUGUAGCCCACCAUCUACAGCUUUACUGUAAAACCUUAUUAGAGAACUUGGUAAAUCUGUUUUUUAAGGAAUCAUAAUCAUUUGUAUUUAUACUUAAAAACACACAAUGUUAAAAAAGCACUUUAUCCAAUUAGGCCAAGAUUUAACAUUGUUGACAGUCCUAUAGCUAUUUUAUCAUAAUUUAUUAUCAAUAUUUUACAUUAAUGGUUUCUCACUUGCCAAUUACUUGGCCUUAAGGGUAAAAAGUACAAUAUAUGCUAAACCUCAAUUGCUAAAGCAGAUACAAAGACUCACCUCACCUAAAUUGAACUUCUUGCAUAUUUCCAUUGCAGACUUUGAUUGUCCUUCUUUCAUAUCACUAAUGGAGUUGGAAUAAAGGAGCUGUUUGGCUACCUGUUAAUGAUGGUUGUGUUUAAGAAUCUUCCUCGUCACUCUUGGGUUUCGAUCUCUUAUGUUAUAAUUAGAUCAGAGACCGGUAGCAUCUUUUCUCUCUCUGAAAGCACCAGUGCCCAGAGUCUGCUCGGUAAUUAAAUUAUGGAUCCAGAUUGUUUUGAGAGCUGAAGAUACUUGCUGCUGAUAGAGGUGACCGCGAGAUCCGUCUGGGGUUUUAUGGCGUGCACUGGGUGCUGCACAGACUUGUCAAGGUUUGCUACGUCCUCUGGGCAUUCACAAAGGCCCUGCUCUCUGGAGUGUUGUAUAUAGUGUAGCAAAAGAGUAUUUAUACAUCUCACCAAUCAAAACACAGCUUUAUUACCUCAUGCGAACUCAUACAAACCAAUAGAAUUUCAACAUGUUCUGUAGCUUAGAGUGCUCACUUACUACCUCUGAACAAUACUCACGCUGUAGUUUGUCUCUUUCUUAUCUUUUUGCAUCUGUAAUUAACUCUUUGUUUCCCUUCAUAAAAUGUAAUGUACAUUGUAAUCUUUUAAAAGAAAAAUCAGGGUUGCAUUUGCAACUUUUAAAAAACCGAGAGUGGAAACAUUGGGUCUUAAAUUAACACAGGAUCAGUAAAACUGUUGUAAAUACUAAGAAACAUUUUGAAUGUUCUUCAUCUUGUUACUAAUCCAUGCAAAAAAAAAAAAAAAGCGAUGACUAAUUGUGAUGCAUUCAGAUUUCAGUAUUCAGUACUGUAUA
Molecule: messenger RNA, 2682 nt
Organism: Balaenoptera musculus (blue whale)
Lineage: Eukaryota; Metazoa; Chordata; Mammalia; Artiodactyla; Balaenopteridae
Gene: PBX3
Product: PBX homeobox 3
Exons: 9
Coding region: 145-1470 (441 amino acids)
Biological process (GO): brain development; neuron development; animal organ morphogenesis
Cellular component (GO): nucleus
Molecular function (GO): RNA polymerase II cis-regulatory region sequence-specific DNA binding; DNA-binding transcription factor activity, RNA polymerase II-specific
Source: RefSeq, a predicted model, not a curated record